GACGAAAGCGGGCCAGUGUUAUCUGAGGUUUGAGUGAAGAAAGAGUUCGUCUUGCUUUCGGAAAUGGUGAGAGAAAAAAACUCGCACUGAAACUUUCGUCUCUCGUGGCAUUAAUAUCAAAGCAUGGUCUAGAAGUGCCAAAGUCGACAGUGUAAAAACAUUUAUUCUGCAGUUUGUGACUCAUCUGUCAAAACAUUUUCCAAUUGGACUCAAAAUGACAACAAUCGGGAGACUGUGGCGGCAGUAUGUGCCAGCAAGAGUGAGCGAACUGCUAGCCGUGAUCAGCGUAACUUCUACCUGCAUGCUCUUCAUACACACAAGCCAUCUGCAGUCUCAGCUGGCUGUCUACACCAACCAUCUGGAUGACCCAACUGGAGUCCACCAAGCCGGGUCCUCGAGCGCCUUCGUGAGCAGAUCGGAGGCUGACGUCCCCGGCAGCGCGCAGAAGGAGUCCUCCUCGCAUCACAAACCGAAAUAUGGCGGCUUUAAUCUGGAUGAGUUUCGGAAUAUUGACCCGAUGACUUUGAACAACACCGUGAACCAUCACAAGAUGACCCUAGUGUUCAAUCGAGUGCCCAAAGUCGGCAGCCAGAGCACCAUGGAACUGCUCCGUGCACUCAGUUACAAGAAUGGUUUCACGUUCCAUAAGGAUCGCCCGCAAAAGGUCGAGAACAUCAAGCUCUCCGAAAGAGAGCAGAAACGACUGGUGCAGUUGGUGGAUGUCUUCCGGCCGCCAUCAGUCUAUGUCAAGCAUGUUUGUUAUAUCAAUUUCACAACGUUCAACGUAACGCAGCCAUUGUAUGUGAACAUGGUGCGAGAUCCAGUUGAGCGUGUUAUCUCUUGGUAUUAUUACGUAAGAGCACCAUGGUACUUCGUCGAACGCAAGCAAGCUUUCCCCGAAUUACCUUUACCUUCUGCUAUGUGGCUACGGAAGGACUACGAGACAUGUGUCCUAACUGGGGACAGAGAAUGUCAAUACAAGGAAGGAGAUGAAAGACCUGAUUUCGCCCAACUCACAGAGUUCUUUUGCGGACAAGACAAAAAGUGCACUGGGUUCAACACAGAAUAUGCACUGCAGAAGGCAAAGGAAAAUGUAGAGAAGCAUUACUCUGUUGUUGGCGUUCUAGAGGACCUCAACACUACCUUGACAGUCCUGGAACAUUAUGUCCCCAGAUUCUUCAGAGGAGCCAAAGAUCUAUACUGGAAUGAGGUGCAGAGAUUCUCCAAGGUGAACCGCAAUAUCUACAAACCACCUGUUCCUGACAGAAUAAAGGAUAUUGUGCGGAAGAACUUUACAAGAGAAAUAGAAUUUUAUGAGUUCUGCAAACGUCGAAUGUAUAUGCAAUAUGCUGCACUAAAUCUUCCUGAGAUACCAUAAAAGGCCAAUGUUCUUUUAGAAAAAUUUGAUAUGGAAAAGCUAGUUUGUUUCUCUUGUGUAGCAGCGAGAAUAUAUAUGUAUGGCUUGGUUUUUUCUGGAUCAAUUACUAUAUUUCACAAAUCCAUUAUUGCCAAAUUUUUAUGGCUUUGGAUUAAUAUAUAAAAGAUGAUAUAAACCAUUUGCCCAAAAGGCAUCAUUCUGUUAAUCCCACAGCAUAAUGAAUGGACUCUGGGAUGCAAAUCUUUGGUGGCCAGUUAAAUAAUAGGAACAGAUUGGUAUGUACAAUAUAUCAUGUUGCAAGUGGAGUUGCAUCAUUUUAACAUAAUUAUAUAUUGGUCUGUAGAUACUUUAUUCCUAUUCCUAAACUGUAAAUGUUAUAUUCCUUAUAGCCUUAUUCUUAGUGCUCAUGUGAUAUUCUUAUUUUUAUAUUCUUCAUCAUUGACUCAUUUCCUUAUCUCAGGUUUACUUCAGGUUUUUCUCACCUCUGCAUUAUUAUUCAUAAACUGGUUUAUUAAUAAAGAAUUAUAGGAUAUGUUUCCAGGUUGUUAAAAGAACAUACACUAAAUAUGAGUAGAUGUAUUUUAAAGCAAAAACUACUACAGUGGAGAACAUUUUUCUAUAAUCAUCAAAUGCAAAAAGGGUCAUUUAAAAAAUAAUUCUCCCCUGUCCAAAUAAGAUUUUUAAUUUAUUAUCUAUAAGAAUCCACUAAAAUUUGGUUAUAGUGUUGUUAAUAAAAUCAGUGAUGUGACAUAAAUAAGACUCAUGAGGUUGUGAUAAAGACUAUAAUGCCAUCACUGGCUUUUUUCUAGUCGUGGAGGCUGUCAGUUCCUCUCUAGUUCUUUUUAAUAGCCUAUUGUCAAAGCUUACAUAUAUAAAUGUAUUUCAAAACUUCAAAAGGAGUAGUGAAUGAUUCUUAUGAAAAACACUUGCCUUGUGAAUCUAAAUUUUUAAGAAUAAACCAGAAUGCUAUACACUAUUCACUAAUUGGGUGUGUAUUCCUGUCUGAAGUGUACAUUUAAUAACCCGGUAGGAAAAUAAGAUACAGAUUUUCAGUGUAAAUAUUAAUUUGAAGACUGUAGUAGAGUAUCACCACAGACUGCAGAGCACUGGACACAAUGGCAAACCUCAAUUCCAGCACUCUUUUACCUUAAUAGCACCGGGAUUGAAAACUUCCAUGUCCACCUUCUAUAUUCCUUUUUCAACUGGAUGCUAAGGUCAUAUACCCUUACAUACUUAUCACUUCUUAUUAAUAUAGCCAAUUAUAUCAUUGCCAUAUCAUCAUUUUUUGUUAAUGUCCAUAUUCAUUAUGUAUUGCUUUCUUGACCUAUGUUGUUAAUUUAUGUUACAAUAAAUAU
Molecule: messenger RNA, 2733 nt
Organism: Penaeus monodon (black tiger shrimp)
Lineage: Eukaryota; Metazoa; Arthropoda; Malacostraca; Decapoda; Penaeidae
Product: heparan sulfate 2-O-sulfotransferase pipe-like
Exons: 9
Coding region: 215-1378 (387 amino acids)
Cellular component (GO): membrane
Molecular function (GO): sulfotransferase activity
Source: RefSeq, a predicted model, not a curated record